Molecule: messenger RNA, 3374 nt
Organism: Aspergillus calidoustus
Lineage: Eukaryota; Fungi; Ascomycota; Eurotiomycetes; Eurotiales; Aspergillaceae
Source: the annotation of a GenBank genome assembly
GCUGAACACGCCCACUUUUUGGACAAUAAUUUUCUGUGUUCUCGGAAUCAGGUCGCGACUUUCUUUCCGCUGCUAAUCCCAGUGAUAAUACCAUUUUUUUUUCCAAAUUAACGCGUUAUUGAGAUCCUCUUUAGUCCCAUUUUCGCCCCUGCGCUCCGGCGCCUUUUUUAACGGCAUGGUAUCGCGAAAGCGCAGCCGCUCCGAGGCGAAUGCUCCUGCGGAGCAGCCACAAGAGGGGCAUGGCCUUCUGACACAGCUUCGGAACUGCUGGGAGUUUGCGAAUCUCAUGCAGUAUAUCGCCAUAUUUGGGAAAAUCAUGAAAAUCGAUGAAGAUUUUGGAAUUGAAGAUCUGGAAAACGAAUGUCUUAAACCUAGUCCUUCGGAAAAGUUGUUGGAGAUCGGCCUCUGCCUCUUGAAAUGGGUUUCGUCGCACCGUGGACUCACGUUCGACAACUUUGACGAGUAUACGCGACGACAGUAUAAUGCGAAAGCUCCCCACAUCCCGAACCCCUUCGGUUACGACGAAGUUCCCAACAAGUUCUUGGAUUUCGAUGUCUUCCAGAAGCUGCGCGUCCUACAUCAGUUGAGCAUCUGGACAUUCUGGAACCCCGACCGGAUUCGUGAUAAAAUGCCGGAACAAAGGGAGAAUGACCAAAUGCAAUGGCGCAUUGAGGAAGUCGGGUACGACCGUGAAGGCCGGUAUUACUAUAUUUUGGAUGACAACAGACUCUACCGUCGCACCGAUCCUCCCCUCCCUUCUCCGAAGCCUUCCAAGUCUAAGUCUAAGACCAAGAGGAAAAGCGCGCGAGCCGUAAGGGCAUCAAAGCGGAGAAAGGUUACGGGCCAUGACUACGACGAGGAUUCGGACGAAGAUAAUACUGAGCCCAUCGAGGAACCCGCGGAUCCCUUCAGUACGAUGAAGUGGGAAUGCAUCGCAAUCACACUUGACGACUACCGGAACUUCCUGGAUUCGAUACGAAGUACGAGAGAUGCGGAUGAGAAGAUUCUCCGGGGCAGGAUUGAAGAACAGGUACUACCGAUUAUUGAACAGGAGGAAGCCGCUCAGGAACGGCAAAAGGUCAAGCGCGAAAAGGAGCUUAUCAACCUUCAACUUCUUGCUGGUGCGAAGAGGUCAAGUCGCCUUGCGCAAAAGUCGGAGAAAGAGCGACAUGAGCGGGAGGCCAUUGAGGCAGCACAAAAGCGGGAGGAAGAAUUAGCGGCCGCUCGUAAGGAGGAGGAAAGGUUGAAGAAGAUGGAGAAUGACAGACAUUCACGUAUCAUGACUCGGGAGCAGCGCAUCAGGGACCGUGAGAGGAAUCGCGUACUUCAAGAGGCUGAGCUGCAAAGAAUCCAGGAAGAGCAGCAGAAGCUUGAGAGGGGUGAAAGCAGGAUUUCCGAACGGCAGCUUAAAGCGGAGCUUGAAAAGCAACGGAAGAAUCUAGAGGAUCUCUCACAAGAAGACGAGUGGAUCUUUGACUGUUCGGGAUGUCAUGUUCAUGGAGAAAACUGGGAUGAUGGCAAGCACAGCGUCGCAUGUGAGAAGUGUAAUGUGUGGCAGCAUAGCGAGUGCCUUGGAAUAGACGAGAAAGAGGCAGAACGCGAGGACUUUCAUUUCGUCUGCCGCGACUGCAAGCGCCGUGAGGAAGAAUCGAAGCUCCCCAAGUUGCCGCCCCUCAAGUUCAAGCUCGGCUCUUCCCCUCCGUCAAACGCUACUGUCGAGGCCCGCGGCCCCCAUGGGCCGGCUGAUAUGCUAUCCUCGAGGACUUUGUCCACGAAGAAAGAGCAUCAACACCCUGUAUCGACGGCUGUCAACGGGUCGCCGUCGAAACAUCCAGCGCCACACCCUUAUUUACCUCAGCCCCAAGUCUCGACCCAUGUUAUGCCGUUCCCUCCUUCUCCCGAACGCCGACCUCAGUCCUCACAUACAAACCUCUUUAGUCCUGCUCGCGCUCCUUUCUCCCCGUCCAAGGGCAUGAACGGCCUUGCUCACUCUCAGGAGCAGGCUCCAAAACUACCGCCGAUUCACCAUUUCCCUUCAAACGGCCGUGGUCCGCUUCCUCCCGCUGCUUCUUUCGGUACACGCCGACCUUCCUCUUCCCACUCGAACCCUAGCCCUUCUCUCCCGUCUCCUAUUCAAAAUAGACCGUCUAUGUCCCCCACUCAGGGUAAUCGUGAUGUCGGACCUCUUGCUGGUUUCCCACCUAUGGCUUCAUCCGAUGGCCCAGCGCCGUGGACCCCCUACGGACCGAAUCAGACUCCACGUCCUAACACCGGAAAUCACUUGUCAUUCUCAUCUGCUCACAAUGGCCACAUGUCCUUUACCGCGACUCCUACUGCUAACAGGGCUUCAUCCCCGUACAAUGGUCAACCCGCCCUACUAUCUGGACUGAGCCCGACGAAACAGUCUCCACGGCCGAUGACCGCAGGAGGCAUGGCAGGUGCCCCAAUUCUACCUCCUGUGCAAAGACUAGAGCCGAGUCCUAAGUUGAUGGGAAGAAGCUCGCCUGAUGCACCGAUUCCACCACCGGUGAAAUGCAUGACCCCGGAACAGGAGGAGCGGAGACAGAGAGAGAAUGCGAUGGGAUUGCACAAUCACUUUGCGGUUGCCGCUAACAGCCAAUCCAUCAAUCGUAUUCCGCCUCUUGAACCAUCGCCGUUGGUGCCGAAGCCUGAGUCGUCAGAUGCCCAACGCUCAUAAACACCACAUACAGUGUUUUUUCUCGCUCCUGAUCAAUUGAAACGACCAUAUGCAUGUAUCUUUUUUUAUCACUUUUCUGUCACCUUUCGUCCACUUUUCCUUCACUUCCUAAUAACUUCGCGGACGAUUUUCAAUACUAGCCGACGACUCGGUCACUAUUCCGGCUAGAGUUGUGGGUCUCUAUCCGUGCCACGAAGGUCUGUGCUUGCUGGAACUCGUUUUGUGUGGAUUGUGGAAAUAUUAUCAGCAACGAAUCGGGGACACCAACCGCCUGUGGAACAGCCUGGAGAUCGACAUGCCCUAACUAGCGCCCUACCCCAUACUCCAAAGGAGGAUGCUGGAACCCCCGGGAGGUUAAUUGAACGACGUGCAUCACACACACUCAAGGAGUCAAGACGCCAUUUGAGUUUCGAGCUUGUCCUGCUGCCGGCUCAUCAGCAGUCAGCCGUCAGCAGUGCAGCUUCGGUCCAUAUUGUACGAUUAUUGGUUUGAUGGUUGUUUUACUUCGUUUUUUCCUUCUCCCUUCUCCAAUUCCUCUUUUUCUUGAUUACUUACGCACGUCCUCAUUAUGUUUGCUGCGAGAGAAUAUCGUUUCCUCGUCCAGAACCUUUCCCAGUCAAGUUCCAAACCGGUCCCAAUCUUAUCACCCAAUCUCUACUCUCGGGUUCAGCCCCAG